UCACAUUUUACUUUUAAACUUUAACCUUACUUUUUCAAUGUUUUGAGUGUUUUGUGAUUUCAUUUUUGAUUGAGAAUUAUUAGUGGAUAUUAAUCACAUACGUGUAUGUGAUAUUAAUAAACGUUAAUAUUAAUGAACAUUUCUACACAAUUACAAUGGAUGACAUCGACACAGAGUUGUUUCAAAAUUCUAUUAGAUAUUUGCACAAUGUCUCAACUUUACCAGAGACAAAUAUUCCUGCUUUAAAAUCAUUUAUUUGCUUAAAGAGGAGACUGAUGGAGUUAAGAAAACAGGCAUUUUUACCAUCAACCGCAACAAAACCACAUUUACAUUGCCCAAGGUGUUUUUUAAAUUUUUUCGAUGGACCAGCCAGUUACAAAAUGAAAUCUAAAUUAAAAGAACAUAAUUUUGCCAAGAAAUUGAUAAAUAAACAAAAAAAUGAGAAACCUCUUACCAGAUAUCAGGAGGAAUACCUUAAAAGAAGUAAUAAAUUUAAUGGGAGUUAUUUAGUGAUAACCUGUAAAUUUUGUAAAUUUGAAAGUAAGAUAAAAAUGCACAAGCCACCAACUCAGAAAAAGGUAAAAUUAACCGAAACAGCUAUAAAAAAGAAGAAAAAGAAAAAUAAAAAAGACAAAUUUUGUGGUCUUGAUCAAAAUAUUGUAAUGUCUAUUACAUCAAAUAAGUCUAAUACUAAUAAUAAUAUGAAUGAUUCUGACAUAAUUUUCGUGGGUUCAGAAGAACCACAAACAACUCCAAAACUAAAGAAAAACAAAAUUAAUAAGUUAAAACACAAAAAUGAAUCUGUCAUUUGCUUGGACUCAGAUGACUCAAAAACGCCACAAAAAUUAAAGAAGAAGAAAAAGAAGCAGUCCCUUGUAACAUCUACUCCAAAACCAGUUACUAAUAGUUCAAUUCUUUCAAACAAGAAAAAAAAGAAAGCUCAUGGAAAAUUAGCUGAAAUCUUAAAAAACUCCUCCAAAAAGAACAAAUCAUCAAAUUUAUUGCAGUUUUUGACAAGUUUAUAAUUAAGUU
Molecule: messenger RNA, 1032 nt
Organism: Psylliodes chrysocephalus
Lineage: Eukaryota; Metazoa; Arthropoda; Insecta; Coleoptera; Chrysomelidae
Source: the annotation of a GenBank genome assembly